Messenger RNA from Galleria mellonella (greater wax moth), 1970 nucleotides. Its product is annotated as solute carrier family 22 member 3-like. Lineage: Eukaryota; Metazoa; Arthropoda; Insecta; Lepidoptera; Pyralidae. Gene Ontology annotation, molecular function: transmembrane transporter activity. The record is from RefSeq and is a predicted model, not a curated record. Gene Ontology annotation, biological process: transmembrane transport. Bases 283 to 1902 code for a protein of 539 amino acids. Gene Ontology annotation, cellular component: membrane. The transcript has 7 exons.
UCGCGCUGAUAUUUUAUCAUAUGAAGAGUUGCCAUUUAAUUAAGUAUUACAUGUGAAUAUUCUCGAAUCGUACACACGUGUUAUAUUCCUUGUAAUAUUUGUGACACACAAAAAAACAGUAACGAAUUACAAACAAAAGUAAAAAUUUGUUUACCUUUCUUUUCAUACUUAGUGCAUUACAAAUUAGAUGAAUAAUUUAAAAUAAUUUUAUUAUUAAUCGAUUCCAAUAAAUACCUAUAUCUUACUGGAUAACUCAGUUGCUAGUGUUGUGUGUACAAUUGAAUGAAAAUGAGAGAUAAUAAGUCUUCUGAUAUUUAUGAAAUAUGGGAGGUUAUGGGAAAGUUUGGAAAAUAUCAGAUAAUGCAAUACGUUUGCAUAUGCUUCGGUACAAUAUUUGUUACGAUUGCAAACAUUAAUUAUAUAUUUCUUGCUGGCGAUCUUAACUACAGAUGUCGAAUACCAGAAUGUGAAAGCACAAUUACUACAUUUGAAACUCCACCGUGGGAGUCGGGCCUGUCCAUAGACAGAUGCUCGAAGCCUAUUUUGAACAAAAACUUUUCGCAGGCUCAGACGUGCACAGCCGACAGUUUCUCCAGUUUAGUAGAGCCAUGCACGGCGUGGGUAUACGAAAACAAUAACACUAUAGUAGCAGAUUUGGAUCUGGCGUGUGAAUCACUGAAAGUCAAUCUGGUGGGAACAAUACACAGCAUUGGCAUGUUGGUCUCAAUGAUAACAGCUGGAUGGAUGGCUGAUAGGUAUGGACGAAAACCGGCUAUAAUAUUCUGCGUGGUGGGAACAUGCGUGGGACAUUUAAAGACGUUCGCUAAAUCGUAUUAUUUGUACAUUGCUAUAGAGUGGCUUGAAGCGGCUCUUUCGGGAGGCGCUUACCCCGCCGGUAUGGUACUCAUGAUAGAGAUAAGCGGAAAGAAAUACAGGCUUUUGUCCUCUGUAUUAUUUUCGUAUGCAAUUUACAUUGGAGAAUCACUUUUCGCCGUUCUCGCCAUGUUUGUCCCAUAUUGGAAAACUCUGGCGCGGAUCAUAUACACACCUGGGAUACUCUGUCUCUCUCUAAUUUUCCUACUUAGAGAGAGUCCGCGAUGGCAACUACUAAACAACAAAACUGAUAAGGCAAUUGAAACAAUACGAUUCACUGCGAAGAGAAAUAAUUUAAAAAUCAAGGAUAUAAUAACAGAAUCAGACGAAGUAAAAUUAAAAACUAAACUGAACAUUGGGAAUACUGAAGUGAGAGAAAGUUAUAAGAAGAUUUUCACAUCGAAACAGAUAUUGUUGCGUAUUUUGGUGGGUGCAGUUAGUCGUUUUACUGCAAGUUUUGUGUAUUACGGUCUUAUGGUAAACUCGGUUUGGUUGCCUGGGAACAAAUAUACAAACUUCCUGUUGUCCACAGUGAUGUCUUUUCCAGGCGAACUAAUAUCCUUGUACUUAAUGAAUAAAAUUGGAAGGAAACUGCCACUGAUGGUUGGAUUUGCCAUUUGCGGAACGCUAUGCAUAGGAUCUGGAUAUGUACCGGCAACCCUGAUUUGGUUGAAAAUAACUUUAUUCUUGCUGGGUAAAGUGGUGAUAGCUUCGUGCUUCACCGGUGCUGUAACCUACAGUAUGGAACUCUUCCCCACUAAUGCUAGAGGCACCCUACUCGGAGUAUGCGCCUUCGCUUCAAGGCUGGGGGGCAUGCUCGCCCCUUUAACGCCUAUGCUGUACAUGAUAUCAGGGUCAUUGCCCGCGAUACUGUUCGGAGUAUCUGCUGCGGUGACGGCCUCACUCCUAACCCUCACGCCGGAGACCAAGGAACUGCCGUUGUUCGACACAGUGGAACAGGUGGAAGCCAGCAUGAAGACCAAGCCCCGCCAGUUCGAGAAGGAGACAACAAUCUCUACGAUUGCUUAAUACAAAUUCAAAUUAUACAAAUUGAAGUAUUUUUUUUUACCUGAGAUAAUUAAUUACUUACCAUUAUU